UUCUGCCUUGUAACGUACAAAAAAAAACCGGGUUAAAAUCAGCCCCAGCAGCUAAGCCACUAAAGAACAUGCAACUCUCUGCGUAAACCUAUUUGCGAGAGACUGUGGUGACGCUUCCGCGGCGGUUUGCCUCGGUCCAUUUGCAAGGUGAGCCGCACCAUGAUGUGGGCGGAUGUCGAACGGAGGCUCGCUUGGAUCCUUCGGUUGCCUUUGCAGCCUCAGUGAGUUUGGGCUGGCUGCAGAGCCCCAUGCAGUACCCGUGCUGUGCCGGAGUCCCGCUGAGUUGGCAGUGCCGCUGGAGAAAGAGGAAUGAACAGGGAGAGAACGGCGCGCGGUCAGAGACUUGGCGACCCGGCGACCGGGGCCACCGGCAAGGGGCGGCGUUUUAGCCUGCAGCUGGUGGGCUCAGUAAGCGUGCACAAGCUCACUACCGUGCCGGUACUGCCCUGGGUAGUGGCCGAGGUACGGCGAAGCAGUGCCCGUGGCUCCGGCAGUCGCAGGGUAGGCUUGCAGGUGUGUCCCGGCUGGGUGCGCUGCGUGGAGCACGGUUCGGCCAAGACUGUGUUCCAGCACCGGGUGCAGCAAGUCCGCAGGCUGCUGCAGUACCGCACCGAGCCCAGUUACUUUGCUUACCUGAGCAGCAGCAACAGGACCGCGGAACGCAGCGUUUGCUUUGUCUUCAGGGCAUCUGAUCACACACUGGUCCCAGAGAUCAUCAAUACCAUCCGUCAAGCUGGGAAGACAGCCUAUCAGGAAGACACCCAAAUCCGCAUGCACGACGAUGACUCAUUUGCUCAGAAGUAUGAAGUCUUGUUUGUUGGGAAAGUAACAGUGGCCCACAGGAAAGCUCCUCCAGCACUGAUUGAUGAAUGUAUCGAUAAGUUCAACCAUCUCCAGCAACGUCAUGAGGGAAAGAAAGAAGCAGCCACAGAGAAAAAGCUGGAGAGACCACGGACAGAUAGCUCAUUGUCAUUACGCUCCAAGCUUUCAAUGCCAUUAUCACAGAAGAGAGUCAAAUCUGCCCCUAGGCUGUCUAUUCAUCAUGAACCUCAAGUUAAACCAUCACAGAGUACUUUGGAGAAAUGUAAAUCAUUGGAUGUUGGCAGCAGUUUGAACUCAGAUGGAGCAGAGAGUGGUAGCUCAGCUGAAGCCCUGAAACGUGCUGCCAGUGUGCCCAAUUUUGUGCAGCCAACAAACACAAAGGCAAAUAGGACAAUGCUGUUCACGAUUGGCCAGUCAGAAGUUUACCUCAUAAGUCCUGACACAAAGAAAGUAACGAUUGAGAAAAGCUUCAAGGAAAUCUCUUUCUGUUCUCAGGGAAUUAGGUAUGUGGAUCACUUUGGAUUCAUCUGCAGGGAGAACUCAGACAGUGGAGGCUGCCAUUUUGUCUGCUACGUGUUUCAGUGUACUAAUGAGGCCUUGGUCGAUGAAAUUAUGUUGACGUUGAAGCAAGCAUUCACUGCAGCUGCUGUGCAUCAGAACAUGAAGAUCCAAACUCAGUUGUGUGAAGGAUGCCCAUUGAACUCUCUCCACAAAUUAUGUGAAACGAUAGAAGACCUACACCCUUCAAAAGCAAAAGUGGAAAUUCAGAAACAUUUGUCCACAUUCAAUAACAAAGAACAAGCUUCGAUUUUUGAGGGAGUUCAGAGAAUGAAACCAAGAAAUGAACUGGAGGAAAACGAGCUUGUUGUUUCGAUGCUGCGGCAGAUCUAUGAAGAGAAACAGAAACAGCACGUCCAUAACGGAGAUGCAAAGCAGAUCUUGCAGAGCUGCCCUCAGCAGUCCAAUGCCAGUGAGCAACAAUCUCUCUCUGCCCGCUUCCGGCUGGACAACCUGAAAAUCAAAGCAAAAAAGUCACUUGCGGAAUCACUAGAGAACAUUCUUUCCAUGGGAGGGUCUCGCCUCAAAAGCCAAGCAAAUGCUGGAAGUACAGUGACAGAACAAAUACCUGUAUCUCUGAGUCUAUCAAGCUUGUCCAAGGAUGACUCUUUGGAUGAAAGUGAGGACCAGGAGAUGCCUACUAGUCCUAUAAAGUCUCAUGGUUCCACAGGGGAUCUGCUGCAAGACUCGGAAAACGACACUGAAGAAAGUCAACCAGCAUUUCGAAGACGAGCCAAUACCUUUAGUUACAUGCCCUCCAGCGCUGAGCAGCCACAAGAGAUCAUCGCCGAGACUCCAUCCUUUCCCAAACCAAAGCUGAUGAGGUAUCACUCAGUGAGCACAGACACGCCACACAAACAAAACCUGAACCCAUCAAAUGGUAACACUGGCAGCAAAUGGGCUCACCUCAGAUUGCACAGGUCUGUAGAUCCACUGUGGGCUUCAACCUCCACUCCAAACUUUUUUAAGUAUUUGAAGACGAGUUCCAGUGGAAGGGAUGGAGGGCUGAUGUUGAAAAGAAGUAAAUCUUAUCUUGUUUUUGAAACUGCGAUCAGUGCUUCUCAACUUAACUGUCUACGAUCAAGGCUUCCUUCUUCAACUUCUACACCAAACUUUCUGAAAUUUCUGGUUCCUGUAGCUCAAAACCACAGCAGCAAAAGUGAUUAUGACUCCAGGCCGAGCCCAUGCAGAGAUUCCAACAGUAGUGGGAGCUUGGUCCGUACACGCCGACAGUCCUGGCGACAACAGAUCUUUCUCCGAGUGGCCUCCCCACAAAAAGGAUGUGAACCCCCAUGCAGGCAUGAUGGCAAAAUGCAAGCUGCCUUCUUCACUUACCCUGCUGCCUUCAAAUAUUUCUACCAUCCCAAUGGAGGGGAUGUUUCUUCAAGGGCAUCUAUGGCGACAUCAUGCAAUGACGGUUACCUGGGGGCAGUUGCAGAGGAAAAAAAACGUCCAUCUGGAGAGCUCCGAGAUUUAUGGAGGAAGGCGAUUCUCCAGCAGAUACUGCUACUGAGAAUGGAGAAAGAAAACCAGAAACUACAGGCUUCCGAAAGUGACCUGCAGAAUAAGCGGCUGAAACUAGAUUAUGAGGAAAUCACAUUGUGCCUGAAAGAAGUGACUCAAGUUUGGGAGAAAAUGCUCAAUGUACCUGCCAGGUCAACAGUUAAAUUUGACAUGGAGAAUAUUCACAUGGCCAUGGGUCAAGGAGUACCUCGAUACCACCGAGGGGAAAUAUGGAAGCUUCUAGCAGAACAGCACCAACUGCGGUAUCGGCUUCCUGUAAAGCAGCAGCCAAAGACUACUCCGUAUGAAGAGCUAUUGAAACAAUUAACGUCUCAACAACAUGCAAUACUCAUUGACCUUGGGCGCACAUUUCCAACACAUCCCUAUUUUACAACUCAGCUGGGUGCUGGACAACUCUCACUAUACAAUCUCUUGAAAGCCUAUUCUCUUCUGGAUCCAGAGGUGGGCUAUUGCCAGGGGCUUAGUUUUGUGGCAGGAAUCUUGCUGCUGCACAUGAGUGAAGAAGAUGCUUUUCAGAUGCUGAAGUUUCUCAUGUAUGACAUGGGCUUGAGAAGGCAGUAUCGUCCCGACAUGAUUAUUUUACAGAUACAGAUGUACCAGCUUUCACGACUCCUCCAUGACUAUCAUCGCGAUCUUUACUGCCACUUUGAGGAGAAUGAAAUCAGCCCCAGUCUUUACGCUGCCCCAUGGUUUCUCACUGUAUUUGCCUCUCAGUUUCCUUUGGGAUUUGUGGCUAGAGUAUUUGAUAUGAUUUUCCUUCAAGGGUCAGAGGUCAUCUUUAAAGUAGCUCUUAGCUUGCUGGGAAACCACAAGCCUCUAAUACUUCAGCAUGAGAGCCUGGAAUCAAUAGUUGACUUUAUAAAAUGCACACUCCCUAAUCUUGGACUAGUGCAGAUGGAAAAAACAAUAAAUCAGGUUUUCGAGAUGGACCUGUCCAAGCAACUGCAGGCCUACGAAGUUGAGUAUCAUGUUCUUCAGGAUGAGCUGAUAGAUUCUUCUCCCACAAUGACUGAAAAUGAGCGAUUAGAAAAAUUGGAAAAGAGCAACAAUAGCUUGCGCAAGCAGAACAGUGAUCUGCUGGAGGAGCUUGAGGUUGCUCAUACUAAGAUUGAAAGCCUGGAAGCUACAGUCAACACUUUGCUCUCUAAUGAAGGAAAGUUAAAGCAAGCUAUUCAUAGACUUGAGUUGGAGAGAGCUGCACUCCUGGCUACGGUGGAAGAAUUUCAGAAGCAGGUUCCCAGCACAGAGCACGUUAAAAACAACUCUCUCUGAAGCAGAAGAAAAGGAUUAUAAAACCUGAUGCACUUUAAAUGAUGGGUAUGAAGCAAGAGAAGACAUUUUGAUUAGUGGGAUUCUCUGUUUCCAUCGCACCACAGAGCAAAAUAUCAAUAUGCGAUCCAUUCAAAGGCACAGCAGUAACAUCUUGUUUAACAAUAUAGGCAUAGUACUGAUCACUGGAUUAUUACCUGCUGUCAAAGCAGAUCAAUAGAAAACUCAUUUCUCUGAAAAUUGUGUGGGUUUAUUUAUAUCUAAUGCUUGUACCUGUUUUGUCUUUAUGUUUUGGACACUUCUUAACCAGGACACAAUACUUGAAGGAUUCUUCAUAAUACUUUGUUUGUAGUGAUAACCAAAAGUGAGCCAUGUGCUUUCAGUGUCAUUAUGACACUUGCAUUCGGAGGGUUACAUCGGAGGUGGUCACUUCAUUUCGAAGUUUGUGGGUAUGUUGUAAGAAAACUACACUAACGUUCCUCUUGCCAUUAAUUGGAAUUUUUAGUUUUCUUAAUUCACCUCACUUCAUCCCUAACCAAGAUUAGUAUUAUCUUGUUUUUUUUAAAAAAGUACACCUUACAAAAUGAAAUUAUAUGUAAAGACAAAAUUACAAAAGCUGAGAAAGAAAAUUGCAAGUCAAAUCAAGCGGUGUCUUUUGAAAAGCCUUACAACACCCACGGUGGGAGAUUAUGUAAUGUGGCUUAUCUGUGUUUUACAAGUUUUAAUAUAUCAGCUUCCUUUGAGUAGAAAAUGGUUGGUAAAUAGGAAUCAUUUUUUUUCAAAGUUUCAUGGAAAAUAAUGUACCACAGCCAAAAUAUUUAUGAUUGAUUUCACAUUUCAUUUCAUCUAGCCCGUCAUAUACAUCAAUAUUUUUGGGUGGUUUCACAAUACUUGGUGUUUAAGUACAAAACAUGGACUUACAUAUCACCAAAUAAAACUGAAAGUUUGAUCAGUGCUAAGACCAUCCAAUGAAUUAACAUGGUAUCCAUCUGUUGAUAUAUUUUAAGAAUUGGAAACCAACACUUCAUUAGUUCAACUCAUUGCUCUUAUUAUCUACUUGCCUGCAUAUUUGGAUGUGAACACUUUUUGGGCCAAUCCUUUUCAGUGAAACUGGUUUGUGCUAGGUUAAAUAGAUCUAGAUGGGCUGGAUCUGACUUACAUGCUCUUUUACACUCGUGCUGGAGUUUGGUAUCAUAAAAUAGGUCACUUUUUCCUCUACUGAGCAUUUUUAAAACAUUUUAGGAACUGAAAAGAAGCUAAGUAAAAGGUUAAUAGUCUUGCAAUCAUGCAAUUCAGAGAGAAUUGCUUUUAAAAAAAUUAUAUAUAAUAUUGUUCCAGGCCUGAUCUGCAUGGUCUGUUUCUCAACUGAAUUGAUCUAAAAUGGGCUAUAUAACAUUAGGAUGGAAGAGAUAUCCAGUGAUUAUAAAAAAUGAUGCACUAUUCUAUCAUCAUCUCAAUCCAGUCCAUAAAAGGAAGGGACUAUGUAGAUGUUGGACAGUAUUCCAAAUUUGUGAUUGUGAUAUAUUCAAGCACCAGUAUAAUUAACUAUGCUUUUCUUGUCCAUGUGCCUUUUCACGCAAUUCUGAUACCUCAGUAGUUGUAUUACACAAUGAGUGAGCUAAGCUACGUGUUUCCAGGAAACGGUCAUAUUAAAUGGGUUGCCAUGAUUUUUGAACUACUUGUUUUGCAUUUGUUGGAUUUCUUUAUUCACUAAUUCAUAAAUCAGAGCCAUUGCUGAUGUUGUUUAGUCCUUUUCCUUUUGUACUGGUAAUGUGCCAUGAAUUGUGCCUAGUAGAGAGCAGGUUGAGAUUUGAGAUGCAACAGUAUCAAAUAGUUCAAAAGUGAAGUUCAGUGUGACUUUGCAUUUAUCUUUCCCACUACUGGUAGCCCAAUGGUUAACUUUAAUGUUGUUCUGUGUAGGGAAAAGUUCAAAAAAUUUCCACACAGUUUAAAGAAAGUUUUAGAAUUACCAAAUCUGAGUUUAACUAUUUCAAUGUUUACACUCCUCAAAAUUUCAAUCAAUUGUUUCUUUUUCUUUUCAUCCCAACAUUUUAAAAUACAUUUCUUGUGACCAUUGUGUAUCCGAUGCUAUGUGCCUGUGAUGCUGCUGAGUAAGUUUCCGAAUGCACCUGUACAUACAUGUACUUGUGCAUAAGACAAUAAACUCAACUUUGAU
This is a messenger RNA of Mobula hypostoma (lesser devil ray), 6349 nucleotides long. Its product is annotated as TBC1 domain family member 1-like. Lineage: Eukaryota; Metazoa; Chordata; Chondrichthyes; Myliobatiformes; Myliobatidae. Bases 310 to 4176 code for a protein of 1288 amino acids. The transcript is spliced from 22 exons. The record is from RefSeq and is a predicted model, not a curated record.